This is a messenger RNA of Angiostrongylus costaricensis, 417 nucleotides long. Lineage: Eukaryota; Metazoa; Nematoda; Chromadorea; Rhabditida; Metastrongylidae. The record is from the annotation of a GenBank genome assembly.
AUGGAUGAACUGUUAGCGAUUAUUGUUAUCGUGAUCCUUUGCUGUGUAAUGUUCUUCGCAUGGCUGGUAUCAAUGGCUACCUGUCCCGAUGCUAUGGUUUCUUUCCUUUCUGGAUCGAGUUUACUUCGUGCUGCGAUCCUGAUCAGCGAUUGUGACCACGAGAAGCAUCGACCCGUUCUUUUGCAAACUGAUAGGAUACCUAGCGUGCCUAUGUUAUACGUUGCUGCUUACUCUAGCUAUGGAAGUAGUUGGUCAACCUUGAGUAUUAUUUUUAACGAUUUUUCACGUGUUCGUCAUGAAUCGCAUCGUUGUCAUUUCUCUGCCUUCCGCUUAAGCAAAUUUGAAAUGGAAAUUAUUUUUCGGAAAGUCGAAAGUACGGAUAGUAAAGUUACUUUCAUAAGAUUGCUAGCGUCUUAA